GAGGGGGUUUGGGAGUUUAGUGAAAAGGAGGGAAGUUAGCAAGUUGGUAAGAGCAGAGAGACCCGAUUUCUUGUUUCUACAGGAGACAAAAUUGGAGAUGGUAGAGGGUGCGUUAUGUAAAAUGUUGUGGUUUUCAGAUGAUUAUGAUUGGGAGAUGAAGGAAUCGAAUGGAGCCUUCGGUGGUUUAUUGUGUAUAUGGAAUUGGUUUGAGUUUGUAAAACAGGGGGUCAUCUCGGGUAAUGGGUUCUUGCGGAUUAGCGGAGAAUGGGGACCUCAGAAGUUGAAGUGCAAUUUUGUGAAUGUUUAUGCCUCAAAUGACAGGCAGAAGAAAUUGACACUGUGGAAUGAUCUUCGGCAUAUGAUAUUGGCAGAGGAAGGGAGAUGGAUGAUUGCAGGGGAUUUUAAUGCAGUGAGGUGUCCCAACGAGAGGAAGGGUAGGUCAGGGGAGACUCAGGAUAUGAGGGAGUUUGAUGAUUUUGUUGUGUCAACUGGGUUGGUAGAUAUUCAAUUGGCAAAUAGACGCUUUACAUGGUAUCGACCGGAUGGGUCGUCUAUGAGUCGUUUGGAUAGAGUCCUCAUGUCUGGUGAGAUGUAUAGUUCGGGAAAGGGAUGGGUACAGCAUGGACUGAAGAGGACUGUGUCUGAUCAUUGCCCUAUUGUGGUCAAAACAUCAGUAGCUGAUUGGGGACCAAAACCGUUCCGUGUUUUGGAUGCUUGGCAGCAGCACCCGCAAUUCAAGAAGGUGGUCAAGAGUGUAGAACAGAUUGAUUUGAGGAAUGAAGUGAUGGAUUUGGCGAAGGAGGAGGUGGAUCUAAGGAAAGAAGGCUUCCAGCAGUUAUGGGAUAUUAUGUGGAAAAGGGAGGCUAUUUGGAAGCAAAAAUCUAGAAGUGAUUGGGUUAAACUGGGGGAUCAGAACACAAGAUAUUUUCACAAAAUCGCAAAUGGGAGAAAGGCGCACAAUAGUAUCUCGGGAUUAUGGUCUGACGGACAGUGGGUAGAGGAUCCGGAGAUGGUAAAGGAUGAGAUGGUGAAGCACUUCCGCAACAUGUUUCAAGAGGAUGAUUGGAACCGACCCAUUCCUUCAAAUCUGGAGUUCCGGAGAAUUUCGAAAGAUCAGAAGGAAUGGCUUGAAAGGCCUUUCACGGAGGAGGAGAUUGAUGAAGGCUUGAAGAGUUGUGAAGGAAAUAAAGCUCCGGGACCUGACGGCAGGUUAGUGAGGGGUUUGAAUUCGUCCUUUCUUACUUUAAUCCCGAAGAAACUGAGCCCUAGGGAGCUAAAAGACUUUAGGCCUAUUAGUUUAAUUGGCUGUAUGUAUAAGUUGUUAGCAAAGGUGUUAGCUAAUAGGCUUAAGAAGGUGAUGCCGGUGAUUAUUAGCAAAACGCAAUCGGCUUUUGUAGGGGGAAGACAAUUGGUUGAUAGUGUUUUGGUUCUAAACGAAGUUGUGGACGAGGUUCGCAAGAGGAAGCAACCAGCUUUUGUCUUCAAGGCUGAUUUUCAAAAAGCUUACGAUUGUGUUAACUGGUCAUUUUUGGACUGGAUGUCGGGAGCGUUUGGUUUUGGAGAAAAAUGGAGGGGGUGGAUUAAGGAGUGUCUAUCCACUGUCAGGAUGUCGGUAUUGGUAAAUGGUAGUCCGACCAAGGAGUUUGAAAUGGGGAAAGGGCUCAGGCAAGGAGAUCCUUUGUCUCCUUUUUUAUUUUUGAUGGUUGGAGAGGCAUUGCAUGGACUGGUGAAAAAAGCAGAGAAUGAAGGUAUGCUACAAGGGGCAAAGGUGGGUAGGAGGGGGUUGGCGGUCUCAUUGCUACAGUUUGCAGACGACACAGUUAUUUUGGGUGAGGCAAGCAAAGAAAAUAUCCUCACGGUAAAAGCUAUUCUGAGGUGGUUUGAGUUGAUGUCGGGAUUGCGGAUUAAUUUCAGCAAGAGUUGUGUGUAUGGUUUUAACAUGCUGGACAAUUGGGUGAGAGGGGCGGCAAGAGUGUUGCAUUGUAGUGUGGGGAAGACACCUUUUGUUUACUUGGGAAUGCCUGUCGGAGGUAAUCCAAGGUGUAAGAAGUUUUGGAUUCCGGUUGUUAGUAAAUUUCGCCAAAAGCUAGCCGUCUGGAAGUCUGCCUUGCUGUCCUUCGGGGGUCGUCUAACGUUGCUAAACUCGGGGAGAAAAGAAAGAUUUCGUGGGUAAAAUGGGAAGCUAUUUGUUGGAGUAAGGAGCAAGGAGGUUUAGGGGUUCCGGAUCUGCGUCGGAGAAAUUGGGCGUUAUUAGGGAAAUGGUGGUAUAGAUUAGGGGAUGGGAGGGAGGGGUUGUGGAAAAAGGUAGUAAAAGAAAAAUUCUAUG
Messenger RNA from Rubroshorea leprosula, 2326 nucleotides. The record is from the annotation of a GenBank genome assembly. NCBI's taxonomy places the organism in Eukaryota, Viridiplantae, Streptophyta, Magnoliopsida, Malvales, Dipterocarpaceae.